Messenger RNA from Lathyrus oleraceus (garden pea), 1348 nucleotides. RefSeq names its product transcription factor GTE1. The transcript has 8 exons. Bases 161 to 1210 code for a protein of 349 amino acids. The record is from RefSeq and is a predicted model, not a curated record. Lineage: Eukaryota; Viridiplantae; Streptophyta; Magnoliopsida; Fabales; Fabaceae. Gene Ontology annotation, molecular function: protein binding.
ACAUGCAGCUUGACCUAAAUUAUAGCUGUAGCGGUUUCAGAUUUUCUAGUCAGAUUAUCAAAAACAUUGUAGUGUUUAAAAAUAUUGAAUUUUUAAUUGAUACAGAGUAAACUUCUACUAUUGUUUCAGUUUCAUAGAUUAUUGAAAUUAGGCUUUAUCAAUGGUAGAUUAUUCUGAUCAACCUCCAUCUGAUCAGUGUAUUUCUAAUCAAGAUUUAACACGUUAUGGACAUUUUCUCGAUCAACUUCACACCCAAAUUAAUGAGCUUGAGAAUCAAGUAACAGAGGUUGAACAGUUUUACCAAUCUACUGAUGUUCAAAACAAUGAUUGCAAAACCAAAGGCCGAGAGAAGCCUCCUGCUGGAUCUAAGAAGCCGCCGCAGCGUGUUUUGGAAGAAAUGCAAGACGAGAUCAUGCGUAAUUUUUCCAAAAUGUUAAACGAUAUAACUCAUCACAAAUGGGCAUGGCCCUUUUUGGAACCUGUAGAUGUUAAAGGUCUUGGGCUGUAUGAUUAUUAUGAGAUCAUUGAAAAGCCUAUGGAUUUUAGCACAAUAGAAAAAAAAAUGAAGGUUAAAGAUGGCUCUGGUUAUAAAAAUGUGAAGGAGAUAUAUGCUGAUGUAAGGCUGAUUUUUAAUAAUGCAAUGAAGUACAAUGAAGAAAAGCAUACUAUCCAUGAGAUGGCCAAGACCUUGCUGUACAAAUUUGAGAAGAAAUGGUCACAUCUAUUGCCUAAAGUCACAAAAUUGGAGAAUGAACUAUCAAAGGAAGCACAUGAGAAUUUGAACAAAAAGCUUGCUCAAGAAGCCACUUAUGCCAACAUGACUAUGAAAUUAAGCGAGGAGUUGUCUAAGGCUGAUAAAGCUUUGACGAAUCUCAAAUCGAUAAUGAUUGCAAAGUGCAGGAAACUGUCAUCUCUGGAGAAACCGUUACUUGCGGCGGAUAUCACUAAAUUGUCUCCUGAUAACCUCCACAAGGCGUUAGAGAUAGUUAAUGAGAAUAAUCCAAAUUUCCAACUCAAUAUUGAAGAAGUGACCCUUGAUCUUGACUCUCAGAGCAACUACACAUUGUGGAGACUGUAUAUGUUUGUAAAAAAUGCACUAGAACUUCAAGAUGCAUCAAGCGGGAUUACUCAUGUAGACAACAUUGAGGAAAAUGAAGUGAUUACUCGUGAGGAAGAGAAAACCGAUGUCAAAAGGAGGAGAAUGAUGUGAUUCUCUUGCCAAUGACAUGUAAUAAGGACCCGGAAAAGUUAUCCGUAUUACAUUGUUAACUUAAACGUUGUAGAGUAUUUGCAAACAUCAAUGUAUGAUGCUUUUCAAGUUGAGUAGACAAAUUCAAAUCCUCAACAC